AUGAGCACCUCCCAGCCCGCCACUGCCGUGGCAGAGCCGAGCCCUGCUGAGGGAGCCAGAGGCCCUGCAGGGGAGGCUGUGGUGGGCACCCGGGAGAAGGGCCCUCGGCUGGGCCAGCGGCUGCCUUCCAUCGUGGUGGAGCCCAGCGAGGCGGGGGCCGUGGAGAGCGGGGAGCUGCGCUGGCCCCCGGAGGGUGCGCAGAGGGGGGCUGCUCAGAGCCCGGCUGCUGCUGCCCCCUCUCCAAGUCCACCAGUAGCAUCAGGGAAGGCUGCAGAUGAUGCUGGCUGCAAGUGUGCCAGCCUUGAGGACCAGGCACCCCUGGCCCAGUGAGAGGACAAGGACAUGGCCAGGCUCUGCCCUCCGACUGCUGAGAGGGCCUCAGCCCCAGGACGGCGGGGCUGAUGCACAGAGAGGACCUGACCUGCCCAGACACCAGCGGGCAGAGCCAGCAGCUGCUUCCUGUGUCAUUGGGUCUGUCCAGGCCUGCAGCCCUGCCCUUUCUUGUCCACGGCCCAGGUCUGCAUCACACCUCUCUUCCUCCCUGGUU
Microcebus murinus (gray mouse lemur) is the source of this 547-nucleotide messenger RNA. NCBI's taxonomy places the organism in Eukaryota, Metazoa, Chordata, Mammalia, Primates, Cheirogaleidae. The record is from RefSeq and is a predicted model, not a curated record.